Messenger RNA from Nycticebus coucang (slow loris), 608 nucleotides. Its product is annotated as translation initiation factor IF-2-like. The transcript has a single exon. NCBI's taxonomy places the organism in Eukaryota, Metazoa, Chordata, Mammalia, Primates, Lorisidae. Bases 88 to 525 code for a protein of 145 amino acids. The record is from RefSeq and is a predicted model, not a curated record.
AAGAGAGAACCGCCAUGAAGAGAGAAGGGGGUGCCGCCCACCUCUGCUCCGACUGUCUCCCCAAGUCCCAGCGACAAGACGGCAACCAUGCAACCAACUUCUCCAGCCACAGCUCAUGCCGCCGUCGCCAGCGGCGCCGACAUGACAAGGCGCUGCAUGCCUGCUAGGCCAGGUUUCCCCUCAUCCCCAGCCCUCGGGUCGUCGCCCCCGCGCUGCCAUCUGAGACCCGGUAGUGCCGCCCCUGCUGCAGCGGGAAAGAGAACAGAGAGUCCUGGGGACAGGUACCGUGCAGAGGGCUUGAGAAGGGGCCGGGUCGCGGGGGCAAGGGUAGGAGGGGAGGACUGCAGACGGCCACUCUUCCAGUUCCCGCCAUCCUCCGCGAGCCCGGACCGUGGCGUUCGGGUCCCGUCGAGCCCUCGCCCAGCCUCGCCUCCGCGCAGGGGCUCCUGGGAGUUGGAGUUUUCCUUUUCUGUAGUUGGGCUGCUGCUCGAUGGCUACGGAGAACUCGUCUUAGGUAGAGCAUGAUUUUUGUCCUUCACGAGAUCUUGACCCGGGGUCCUGACUGCUUAAAGAAUGUUUAGGUCGUUUUUUGUACGUUCUGAGUUCUG